AUGCCAUGUCUCGGCCUCCGGAUAAGGGGUUGCUCAGUUCUUAGGCGACAUACACCCACUACUGCAUCCACCUCCUCACGGUCACUACCCCGUGGUCGCUUCGAGUCCUCCAUCUCAAGUCACCAGGCCAGUGGCAUUCGGGAGGUACCCACCCUUCCGUCCUGGGAUGUGACUGUAUUCAGCCAAGCAUACAAGCAGAAUGUACCAGCACGUCUGCCUCGUUCGAGGGCGCAUCUGCCUCCGGCUUGCUCAAAAUGGUUCAUCCACAACGACAACCCAGACUAUGGCCUUUUCAGCCCUUCCUCCACCAUCAACGUGACCGCCGACCGUGAUUCUGAAGAGGGUCGUCGGUCCAGCGAUGGGAUUAUCAAUGUCCCUCGCUCGUCUGAACUGCGGAUGUCGUUCUGGUCAGGGCACGAAGCGACAAUUGUGCCGCUGGAGAUAACCACCACCACCAUCACCACCAAGGAUGCUUCAACAGCCACUGUUCUCGGUCAGGGCAGCAGCAUUCCCGGCACUGGCGGCGAGAGUGAAGGAUUUGAGCGCAUCGAAGCGCCUCUGCAGAUCCUGGUCGCAUAUCUUUCCAAAUCACCGCCACCACAAUCAAGGACGGGCAUCGACCAAGUCCGGGAUGUUAAUUCCAUGUCAAUCUACCUCGCCCAGUGCGAUCUUUCCUCCCUGCCAGUUUCAAUACGAUCAGACGUCCCUGUCCCCGAGGUAUUACACCCAUCCUCCUCGUCCAGCGGCAGCAACAGGAACGGCAGCACAGUAAAAGGCGACAUCUACGCCUCGUCCCUCUGGCUCGGUCGCCCACCAACCUACACCCCAUUACACCGCGACCCGAACCCGAACUUGUUCAUCCAACUAGCCGGGCAGAAGACGAUACGUCUCCUGCCGCCGCAGAUUGGUGACGCUUUAUAUCACGAUGUCACCGCGCGACUAUCUCCAACGUCAACAUCCUUCUCCACUGCAAUCAGAGGCGAGGAGAUGAUGGUCGGGCCACAGAAAGUGGCACUCCACGAUGCCAUUUGGAACCCGUCGAGUAUCUACAACGAAGUCAUCCGGGCCCAUGGCCUGCAGACGACGCUUGGGCUUGGUGAUGCACUCUUCACGCCGAAAGGGUGGUGGCACAGUGUCAAGGGCGUUGGCGACGGUGUCACAGCCAGUGUGAAUUGGUGGUUUCGAUGA
Molecule: messenger RNA, 1188 nt
Organism: Fonsecaea pedrosoi CBS 271.37
Lineage: Eukaryota; Fungi; Ascomycota; Eurotiomycetes; Chaetothyriales; Herpotrichiellaceae
Exons: 1
Coding region: 1-1188 (395 amino acids)
Molecular function (GO): 2-oxoglutarate-dependent dioxygenase activity
Source: RefSeq, a predicted model, not a curated record